Messenger RNA from Meloidogyne enterolobii, 393 nucleotides. NCBI's taxonomy places the organism in Eukaryota, Metazoa, Nematoda, Chromadorea, Rhabditida, Meloidogynidae. The record is from the annotation of a GenBank genome assembly.
AUGUUUUCAAAACAAAGUUUAAUUAAAACAAGUUCAUUUACAAAAAGUUGUAUUAAACAUGUUUUAUUCUCCAAAACAACUUGUUUUCUUUCCUACAGCAAAUCUCCCCUUUCCCCACGAACAUCGGCUGCUUUAUCAGUCUCAAACUCAUCAAUGUUGGAAAGUUUAAGUGUUAAUAAAGAUCGAAUAAGUAUGGGUGUACCUGCAACACUAGUUGACUCUUCAAGGCGAAAGUCGUUUGUUUCGCUCCAAUUACACAGAAGAACGAAAUUAAAUAAAGACUCAGCUAUAUUUGAAAAUGUUAGCAGGGAACAGGCUUGGGAAACACUUCAGAAAAUGAGUUCUAAUCCUGAAUGUAUUGAAAGUAUUAUGGUAAUUAAAAAUGAUUUUUAA